Messenger RNA from Chelonoidis abingdonii (Abingdon island giant tortoise), 2174 nucleotides. Lineage: Eukaryota; Metazoa; Chordata; Testudines; Testudinidae. The record is from RefSeq and is a predicted model, not a curated record.
GACUCCAGUGGAAAUGGGGCCAAUUUACACCAGUGAGGGGAUCUGACCCAUUUCUCACAAUGUAUUUAGUGGCUCCUGCAGCAGCAUGGCUGGGGUGGGAAGGGUUAAGCCCAGUGACUCCUGAGUCUGCCACUUAACAGAGCAGGCAGCUGGGCCGGGGACAGGAUAACGGAGGGACCUUCCUGACAGCGCUCGAGUCAGCAGCCCACUCUGGCCCUGGUGGGAGCAGCAGGGUCUGGGGGGAUCGCCUCUGCCGGGCGGUCGCGGUGCGUGCGAGUGAAGGUUGAAUGAGGGACCUCGGAGAAGAUGGCAUCCCCUGGGGCAUUAUGGGAAUCUCUUGGUUCCCAGCUGGACCAGCUGCAGCUCCAUCCUGAGUGCAUAUCCCAUGAGGAGGAGGGAAAGGGUGAACCAGCAGGACCGCACUGUGAGCUGCUCUGUAUCCCCAAAGAGAAGCCCCAGCCUCUCCAGGAAACAGGACACCAACCUGAGCUUCUUUGUGACAUAAAAGAGGAGCCCCUUGAAACAGCUGGUGACAGGACGCUGAGCAAGGAAGGUGCCAACGCUGUCGGGAUGUUCCAUUCUGCCCCCUCUACCCACAGCUCCCUGUGCCCAUUCCCCCUCUGGGAGAACCUGGCAGACUCCACUGGCUGUGGGGACGAGGUACUCAGGGAUUCCACUGCUAAUCCCCAGCAGGACAAGAAGCCCGUAUGGUGCAACAAAGAAGAGGAGUUUGGGGCUCCCUCUCCUGCCCCUCAGCUGGAUGUGCUUGGAGAUGUCACCUCUGCCCCCCAGCCAGCCGAGAAGCCAUUCCGGUGCAGCGAAUGCGACAAGACCUUUGGGCAGAGCUCCCACCUGCUGCAGCACCAGAUCACCCACACCGGGGACCGUCCCUACCAGUGCCCUGACUGUGGCAAGCGCUUCAGCUGGAGCUCAGCCCUGUGCCAGCACCAGCGCAUUCACCGUGGUGAACGCCCCUACCAGUGCGCUGACUGCGGCAAGCGCUUCGCCCAGAGCUCCAACCUGACCACGCACCGGCGCACCCACACGGGUGAGAAGCCCUACCGCUGCCCACAGUGCGGCCGCGGUUUCAGCCAGAAUGCCAACCUGCUGACCCACCAGCGGGUGCAUGCAGGGGUCAAGAGCCACGAGUGCCCCCAGUGCGGACGGGUCUUCAUGGAGCGCUCGUCCCUGCUCAAGCACCAAGGCGUGCACUUGGCGGAGAAGCCAUACCAGUGCCCCGAGUGCGGGCGCAGCUUCACACAGGGAUCCACACUGGCCCAGCACCUCCGCAUCCACACCGGUGAGAAACCAUACCAGUGCAGUGAGUGCGGGAAAUGCUUUGGGCAGAGCUCGGCCCUGGCCCAGCACCGCCGGGCCCACACAGGUGAGAGAUCCUACCACUGCCACCAAUGCGGCAAGGCCUUCAGUCAGAGCUCCAACCUCAUCACUCACCAGGCCUCACACACCGGUGAGAGGCCCUACAAGUGCCCGGACUGCGGGCGCGCCUUUGGGCGCAGCGCCCAUCUGGUUACCCACCAGCGCACUCACACUGGGGAGCGACCCUACCACUGCCACCAAUGCGGCAAGGGCUUCAGCCAGAGCUCCACCUAUAUCCAGCACCAGACCACCCACACCGGUGAGCGCCCGUACAAGUGCCCGCAGUGUGGCAAGGCCUUUAGCCAGAACUCCAACCUGCUCACCCACCAGCGCAUCCACACUGGUGAAAAACCCUACCGCUGCCACCAAUGUGGCAAGAGCUUCCGGCAGAGCUCAGGCUAUCUGCAACACCAAAGGAUCCACACAGCCUUGCGGCCCUCCACCACACCCACAUAACGGUGCUCGCCGUGGGGACUAUGGGUCUAACAUCAGAAGCCUCCAAUGUCUGUGCUGACUCAGAGACAUGACGGGAAUUACAAACCACAAUAUGUUGCCCGGCCAUCAGAGGGUUAAACGCAGUUGGACAUGCACCUGCCUCUCCUGCUUGGGCUAAAGCAGAGACACGGUGGACUCAUAGCUGCAUCUGGAUGGUUUUCCAUUUCAUGGGGAAUUCUUUGAUUUUUUUGGAGGGGGGAACAUCCAUUCUAGAACAGAAGAAACCAAUUUAAAACUUCCCUAAGACAAAAUCCCCGGGGGAGGGGGAAGGAACAUCUAGUGUUGACCAAAACAAUUUGUUC